Molecule: messenger RNA, 3117 nt
Organism: Octopus sinensis (East Asian common octopus)
Lineage: Eukaryota; Metazoa; Mollusca; Cephalopoda; Octopoda; Octopodidae
Product: ankyrin-1
Exons: 2
Coding region: 341-2224 (627 amino acids)
Biological process (GO): intracellular signal transduction
Cellular component (GO): nucleus; cytoplasm
Molecular function (GO): protein binding
Source: RefSeq, a predicted model, not a curated record
GUGUCCCAUGCGAAGAGCAACAAUAAAGAGGAGGCGGAGGAAGAGGAGGGUGUGGAGUGACGGUUGAAAUGUAUAUUGCUAGCUUUGUUGCUACUCCUUCUUACUAGUCAGUGCGUGUUUAAUUCAUACAACCAUCACAUUAACAUCUUCUCAUCCGAUCGGAUAUAAAUACAGAAAUUGCUGGCCGAACAAGAGACGGAAUCAUUUAUUUAACAAAGAAAACUUGCGGUAAAACUGGUGAGGUUUACCAAAAGAAGGCAGCUUAGAUUGUUAUUUGUUAUUUUGUUUUGUUCAAUUCCACCCCUAAAAAUAUUUGCGAAAAAUUUAUAAACAAUCAAACAUGAGCGAAGCUGGAACAUCGUCAUCGCCUGAUGUUGAAGAUGAAAACAGGAAUAGAAUACGAGAACUUUUCUAUAAAGAUGAUAGCAAAACUCUUCGCCGAAUGAUAUCUGCUAAAGAGAUCACCGAAGAUGAAUUGAAGGUGAACUUGAUUCUUUCUUGUAAAAUUGGAUCCAUCAAUUGUGCUGCAACAAUUUUAGAGGCUGGAAUAUCAUGCAAUAUGUUAGAUUCUGAAGGGUUUACACCUUUGGCAACAGCCUCCAAAUAUGGACAAAACCCUAUCCUUGAUCUCAUCAUUCGCUGGGAUUGUACAAUUGAUCUCAGUGUUGGCCCUUUACAGAACACAGCUCUUCACUUCAGUGCCAGUGAGGGACAUUUAGAAUGUUGUCAGUCUUUGUUAGAGUCUGGAUCUGAAGCCAAUGCUGAAAAUGCUGAAGACAAUACACCAUUGAUUUUAGCAGCAACAAAUGGUCAUGAUCAUAUUGUGAAACUUUUGCUCAAAUGGAAUGCAUCUGUACGUCGAGGAGGAUCUCACGAAGCAAGUGCUCUACACAUGGCUGCCAGUAAUGGCCAUAUUAAUUGUUGUCAGACCUUAUUGACUGCUAAAGCUGAUGUUGAGAGUGAGGAUAACUUUGGUAAUACUCCAUUGAUGUGUGCUGCAGAAAAAGGCCAUUAUCAGGUUUUAGCAAUGCUGCUGAAUCGAAGUUGUGAUGUGAAUCAUAUGAGCCACAGUGCAGUUACUGCACUUCACUUGACCACACAACAUGGAGACUAUGAAUGCACCUGUUUGUUGCUUGAGCAUGGGGCUGAGAUUGAUGCACAAGACAUUCGUCGUUUCACUCCACUGAUGAUGGCUUCACUUAAUGGUCAUGAUAAAAUCGUUGAACUAUUGGUGCAGCAUAGAUGCAAUAUCAACAUGGUUGCUUAUAACAAACGCACAGCACUACAUUUGGCUUCUGAACGAGGAAAACUGGGAUGCUGCAAAUUACUAUUUGAAGCUGGAUCCUCCAUUAACGCACAAGAUGUUCUUGGCUGCACUCCACUUCAUGUAGCGGCUAGCAAAGGGCAUAUGGAUGUAUUGAAAUUCCUCAUAUCUAAUGGUGCUGAUAUUUAUGAAAGAACUUCCAAUGGUGACAUGCUUCUGCACUUUGCUGCUGCUGGUGGCAACACAGAAAUCUGUAAGUUUCUCAUUGAACGCAGUUUUGACAUUGAUGCACAGAACUAUGAUGGGAUUACGCCACUUGUAAAUGCUGUAAAACAUCAACAGAUUUCAACAUCAAAACUUUUGCUGGACUAUGGUUGUAAGGUGAAUCAUCGAGGCUUGCAUGGAAUGACAGCACUUAACGAAGCAGUUUUCUAUAACAACUUCCCACUUGUAGUAUUACUCCUGCAGUAUGGCGCAGACCCAGAUAUUGAAGAUGCUGUGGGUACCUUACCACUUUGGUUUGCUAUUGAUAAUUUAAACCUUGAUAUGGCCAAAGUAUUGCUGCUUGCCAAUGCUCGAUCAAAUCAGGUUUCUACUUUCUUGGAGUCCUGUGGACCUUGUAGUCCUCUGGAACAUGUACUUCAUCAACAAAAAGAGACAUUGAUCAUCUGGCUUGCAAAAGCUUAUGGGUCAAAAGCUUUAAACGCAUUUCGAAGUCAUUUACACAUUCUACGUAAAAUGCCAUCUGUGAACAAAAGUACCAUAGAAAUGGUACAGACUCUUUCUUGUAAUACCAGGCCAUUAAUGGAACACUGUAGGCAGUGCAUCCGCACUACUUUUGGUAAGGGUGGGAAAGUUUCUAAUGACAUACAGGCCUUGGAAAUUCCAUUAAAAAUCAAGAACUAUUUAUUAUUUAGUGAUUUCGAUGGUUGGCAAUCAGAAGUUAAGGAAAUAAUAUAAAUAUUAUUUUUUUCGUUAGCACUACUCUCAAAAGCUGUUUUAAAUUGACUAUUCUUGCCAAGAGAAAAAAAACAUAUUUUGUAGGAUUCAGAGAUAAUCCGAACAUUUUGAUAUAUUUCACUUUAAAGGGAUUAAAGUUGAACAGAAACAGGAUGAGAGGAAUGAAGAGAAAGAAACCUUCAACUCCUGAGAAUCAUUUAAAGUUUAAUUGUUGCUAAUGCCUUUACCAUUAGUAGAUUCUUCAGACAUCUAGCUGUUUGGGAAUUAAAGCUUAGCUUUCACUUUCAUUUUUUUUUUUGUCAGUAUUGCUAAUGAAAAGUGGUGAGUACCACAAGGUAAGCUCCCAACAAAUCAAGUCAGUGACUUAGUUUUGAUUCCUAGUUGAAGUUAUUUCAAUGCACUUAUGCUUCUAAUGUCUUUUAGAAAGGCAUGAAUGUCUCAAUGCUACAUUUCUCUGCCCCUAUGAAGUUGAGGUCUCAUGUUUACAUCAGACAUCACUGUUAGUAACACAGUAACACAUACAUAUGUGACAUUCAUCAUCGAAUGAGAGGUUAGCUUUCGGCAAGUCAAGCCCAUGAAAAUGAUUUUAGUUUCCCAGUUAAAUGCCAUUAAUGCCCUUUUGAAAACCAUGAACGUCACAAUUUCUCUAUUUACUUUGUGUCUAGUUAAAAGAAAUCAAAAUUGGUAACUAAAGAUAUCCUGUGGUUUUACAGAGUUAAUGGAUAAUGAAAAACUUAAACUACGGAUGUUCUUCCUGAAACAAGAUCUGCUUUCUACAAUCUUAAAGCUUACUUUUAAAGCUACAUCCCAUCUUGUAUAUAAGUAUAUAGACACAUACACACACAUAUAAAUUAUAUAUAUAUAAGAAUAAAUUCUAUAUUCUGACAUAGUCA